Molecule: messenger RNA, 1323 nt
Organism: Pneumocystis carinii B80
Lineage: Eukaryota; Fungi; Ascomycota; Pneumocystomycetes; Pneumocystales; Pneumocystaceae
Exons: 8
Coding region: 45-1277 (410 amino acids)
Biological process (GO): protein transport to vacuole involved in ubiquitin-dependent protein catabolic process via the multivesicular body sorting pathway
Cellular component (GO): ESCRT-0 complex
Molecular function (GO): phosphatidylinositol binding; ubiquitin binding
Source: RefSeq, a predicted model, not a curated record
AUAUAGCCGAGUAUUUUAUAGAUUUACUGUAUUUUUUUCUAUAAAUGAGUCAAAAAUUGCAAACCAUUGAAGCUCUUAUAUGCAGAGCUACAGAUGAGCAUUUAUCUCAGGAAAACUGGGAGUAUAUUCUAGAUGUAUGUGAUUGCUUGAAUCAAGGAGGGGAUAUAAAGAUGGCUAUAUUUGUUCUUCAGAAGCGUUUUUCAUGUGGAAAUGAGAAUAUUCAGUUGUAUUGUUUAAGCCUACUGGAAGCGCUUGUAAAAAAUUGUGGGAUAUCAGUGCAACGGGAAGUUGCAUCACAAGUGUUUAUAGAAAUGUUUCUUAAGUAUCUUGAGGAUAUUAAUGCACAUUUUAUGGUUAAGGAGCGAAUAUUGCUGUUAAUCCAGCAAUGGGCAGUUGAUUUUUCAUCUAAUCCACUUUUUGAAUAUGUAAGAAAGGUUUAUCAACAGUUUAAAUUUGAAUAUAAAUAUAUUCAAAAGGAAGAAAAGAAGGAUGAUCAAAAGGAGAGAGAGGAGAAAGAGCUUCAAUUAGCUUUGGCGCUUUCUUUGGGAAAAAAUGAGGAAAAUCGAUAUAAUUAUGAGAAAAAGGCGAAAUAUAAUGAAUAUAGUCCAUUAACACCUAAACAGGAUUAUUCUACAGGGUCUACUUCUAAAGUAAGGGCAUUGUAUGAUUUUCAUGCUUCUGAAGCGAAUGAAUUGUCAUUUCAAAGAGGAGAUAUUAUUACUGUUUUAGAAGUAGUACAUAAAGAUUGGUGGUAUGGGUUUUUGAAUGGGAAAAUGGGCAUUUUUCCUAACAAUUAUGUUGAAAAACUUCAGGAGCCUACGCCUAAUGAACUUAGAAAGGAAAUUGAAAAUGAAAUAAAGGUUUUAUCUUAUGAAGAGAAUAUCGAAAAAUUAUUGGAAAUAUUGAGUAAUGUUGGUUUAACCGAUAGUAAUAAUAUUAUAGAAAGUGAAAAAUUUCAGAAUCUUUAUCAUUCAACUUUAACGAUUCGUUCGAAUCUUGUAAAGCUUAUCAAGAAAUAUGCUCAGAAAAAAGACGAUAUUAUAUCUCUUAAUGAAAGAUAUGUUAACGCUAUGAAAGAUUAUGAAGUUCUUAUGGAAAAAUCGAUGUCGCAUUUUAGUUAUACGUCUUCACAUAAUCCAUCUUCUCAGCAAUACCAUGAUAAAAAACAUGAUGAUUUUCAAAAAUAUCCUGUCCAAUUGAAUUAUCCUUAUCAAGAUGAAGGCAUAAAUCGUUCAACAGAGUCUUAUUAUUCUGUUCGUCGUGAUAAUACAUACUAGACAUUUUUUUCCAGAUAUAAAAAGAUAUUUUCAGAAAUAAUAUAUA